AUGGCUCCAUGGUCAAUCUUUGGGCUCGCUGCCGUGAGCGCUGCCGCCGUCAGUGUAGAGCUCAACGUCACCGCCACCACAUCUGGCUCGAUCGAGUCGGAUUGGACGACGACCUACUACUCCCAGGAUCGUCCACUGCUCAUCACCAACGACGGCGGCGCAUCAACGGGAGGUUUCCAUGUCUUUGGCAUUGAGGGCGGAUCACCGCUUGGAUCGGUCAAGGACCAGUUCACCGGCCGCACCAAGCUCGUCCAGACCGAGUAUAACAUUGCUGGCAAGGACUAUCUCGUGUCAAUCCCCCAGACGACCUCCGUGUUCAGCCUCUACGAGCUACCCGAGGUGAAGAAAGUCGACAAUGUCGCGUUCAAAGCGCUUGGCGACUGGUCUGCACUCUGCUCGUGGCGGAGCCGCAGUGCCAACACGUACCUCUUUCUGUUUGGCAAGAAAAACGGCGUCCAGUACCUUUUGCGGGAAACUGAUGGGGAGGUUGAGUUGGUAGAGAUUCAAACCUUUGACGUGCCCACCGAGUUCGCUGGCUGCGCCGUGUCGCAGCGCGAAUCCAAGAUGCUGCUGACCCCCGACGACGGUACCAACCUGUACGUCUUGGACCUGGACGAGUCGACCAAGGCACCACAGCUCGAAGUAAUUGGGGAGGUCGGCGACGACCUGACAGGUAUCGCGGUCUACAGCUCGGUCGAGGAUGACUACAUCUUUGCCGCACAGACAGAUGUCAUUGAUGUCUUCAGCUUCGCCUGGGAAUCUAUCGGCAGCAUUCACAUGACUGGCCUCGACGAGCUGGAGAUUCAGGGGUUGAGCAUGCAUCAAGAGCCUGCGCAGGGAUACCCAAAGGGUCUGCUAGCCUAUGCUGCCGAAGCAGACGACUUUCAGGGAUUCGGCUUGAGCUCACUCAAGGGUGCUCUUGAGGAGCUCGAUAUCGAGUACAACACGGAAUACGACCCUCGCAUCCACCGGGGCUGUCGUCAGCGCAACCCUAUCAACGCGGAUUGCUCCUUUAAGGGGUUCUGGUCCAAGGCUGACCAGUCCUGCGAGUGCUUCGCUGGGAGCACUGGCCAAGACUGCUCCGGGUUCACCUGCCAAAAGGACUGCUCCAGCCACGGCGCGUGCGUCGGUCCCAACGAAUGCAAGUGUGACGAGAGAUGGGGUGGUCUGCACUGCGCAUUCCUCCUCGUGGAGCCCUCCCACGAGACCGAAGCCAAUGGUGCCGAUGGCGAUGAUCCCGCCAUCUGGAUCUCGCCCAGGUCUCCGGACAAGUCUCGCAUCGUCACAACCACCAAGUCGGAGGACGGUGCUGGUCUCGGUGUCUACGACUUGAAGGGCAACGAGCUGCAGGUGCACCCUUCGAACCAGCCGAACAAUGUCGACAUGAUCUACGGGUUCCAAGCUGGGGAUCGCACCGUGGACCUUGCUUUUGCUGCUUGUCGCGGCGACAAUACUCUCUGCCUCUUUGAGAUGACAGAAGAUGGUGUCCUCCAGGAUGUCAACGGCGGCAUCCAGCCCUCGGACGCUGAGGACGAGGUCUACGGCUCGUGCGUCUACAAGUCCAAGACCACAGGCAGGCAGUACCUCUUUGUCAACGAGAAGUCAGCCCGCUACAUGCAGUACGAGCUCACGGCCACGGCGAACGGCACGCUGCACACCGAGCUCGUCCGCGAGUUCGUCGGUGGCUCGGGUGGGCAGGUCGAGGGCUGCGUCACGGACGAGGACAAUGGCUGGCUGAUCCUGGGCGAGGAGCCUUCCGCCCUGUGGCGUUACGACGCCGAACCCGACGGUAGCGACGAGGGCUAUCGCAUUGCGUACGUGGGCGACGGUCGUCUCUUUGGUGAUGUGGAGGGUGUCACGCUCGUCUAUGGCAAGACCAAGGACGAGGGCUUCAUCAUCGUCUCCUGCCAGGGUGUCAGCGCCUACAAUGUGUACCGACGUGCUCACCCGCACGACUAUGUGGUGACCUUUACCAUCCCUGGCACAGCGGAUGGGACGAUUGACGGCGUGACGAACACGGACGGUGUCACGGCUGUGGGGGCCCGGCUGGGUGACGAGUAUCCCUAUGGCCUCCUCGUCGUCCACGACGACACGAAUGAGUUGGCGGGUGGUGGCGCGGAUGAAGAGGCUAGCUACAAGCUCGUGCCUCUGGAUAAGAUCCUGGGUGCCGAUGCACUCAGGGAGCUGAACCUCCUCGACGAGAUUGACCAAGAGUGGGAUCCCAGGGCGUAG
Emericellopsis atlantica is the source of this 2232-nucleotide messenger RNA. Its product is annotated as 3-phytase. Bases 1 to 2232 code for a protein of 743 amino acids. Lineage: Eukaryota; Fungi; Ascomycota; Sordariomycetes; Hypocreales; Bionectriaceae. The transcript has 3 exons. The record is from RefSeq and is a predicted model, not a curated record. Gene Ontology annotation, molecular function: inositol hexakisphosphate 3-phosphatase activity.